Petromyzon marinus (sea lamprey) is the source of this 2802-nucleotide messenger RNA. Its product is annotated as L-threonine ammonia-lyase-like. The record is from RefSeq and is a predicted model, not a curated record. NCBI's taxonomy places the organism in Eukaryota, Metazoa, Chordata, Hyperoartia, Petromyzontiformes, Petromyzontidae. Gene Ontology annotation, molecular function: L-serine ammonia-lyase activity; threonine deaminase activity. Gene Ontology annotation, biological process: L-threonine catabolic process; L-serine catabolic process.
CGAGCGAACUCCGCGGGGCCUGCGAGUUCGGGGUUCGUGUAGGGAGAGAGUGGGGGGGGGGCGGUGAUGGGCAACGUGGUGACCGUGAGAGACGUGAGAGAGAUGGACGACGAGGGAGACGUGCGGGGCCCGUGGAGCGUGGGAGACGCGCGCGGGGUGGACGCAGUGAGGGAUAGGGGGAGCGCGGGAGACGGGGAGAGCGUGAGGGGCGUGAAGGGAGUGCGAGACGUGAGGGGUGCGAGCGACGGAGGGAGCGCGAGAGCCGGGGAGGGCGCGGGGCACGGGGAGAGCAAAGUGGUGAGCGUGAGAGACGUGGAACGCGUGAGGGAGAGGUUGGAGAGCGUGAGACGCGGCUUGAACCUCAGAGACGGCUUGAACCUCAGAGACGCGGAGAGCGUGAGGCACGGCUUGAACGUCAGAGACGACUUGAGCCUCAGAGACGGGAUCGACUCCAGAGACGCGGAGUCAGUGGUUAAGAACGCAGAACGCGGGAGACGCGGCUCUAACGUUCGAGACGGAAUUAACUUCAGACGCGCGAGCAGCGUGAGACGCGGCUCUAACGUCCGAGACGGGAUGAACAACUUAAGAGGCGUGUUCAACGUCAGAGACUUGAAGAGCGCGAGACGCAGCUCGAACGUUCGAGACGGGUUGAACAACGCAAGACACGGGGUGGACGUUCGAGACGGGGUUAACUUUAAAGAAGGGGUGGACGUUAGAGACAAGGUGAACAACGGGGAGCUCGAUCGGCUCGACCGAGUGAGCGACCUCCAGGCCGUGCUGAGCCUCCUGCUGCGUAUGGUCGUCUACGCGGUCUCUGUGCUGCUGCUCAGCAAGGAUGACGCGGCGAUAGGGGAGCCGCGGGGGAGCGGCUGUGGACCGGGGGAGGAGGGGGAGGGGGGCGAGGGGUCCCCCCCUUCAUCAACCUCCUCGUCCGCAUCAUCAUGGGUGAAAGGAGUGGAGAACGGGGCCGGCUCCUCCAUCGCGGGGGGGGCUGUCCCCUCCCCGCCUCAGGGACUCUCGGCGCGGCCCCCCGGCCCGAACGGGGGGCCGCUGCUGCAGGGCGCGGCGGGGGGCGCCCGCCAGGGCCCUGCCGCGCCCCCCGCGGCGGAGGGAGAAUCCCUCCAGUUCGAAGAGAUCAGCGCCGCCGCCUUCAUGAUCCAGAACGCGGUGCAGCGGACUCCGUGCAUGUACUCGCGCCUCUCCAAGUACUACGGAUCAGAGAUCUUCGUCAAGAAGGAGUUCCUCCAUGCGACUGGCAGCGCCAAGGAGCGUGGGGUGCGCUACUGCCUGCAGAUGAUGACCAAGGAUCAGCGCGCGCGCGGGGUGGUCGCUGUGGGCGCGUGGAGUUCGGCGCACGCGCUCGCCGUGUCGCACCACGCGGCCGAGAUGCGCGUGCCCGCGCGCGUGCUCGUGGCGGCGCGCGCCCCCGAGGCGCUGCUGCGCGCGUGCCGGGACCUGGGCGCGAACGCGGGGAGGGCGCGGGUGGGCAGCGGCGAAGGCGGGGGAGGGGAGGGAGCGCGGGGGGCGAGGGCGCACGCGCUGCAGGUGGCGCGCGAGGAAGGGAGCGCGCUGCUGGAGGAUGACGACCACCCCAACAUGAUCGCGGGGAUGGGGACCCUGGGGCUGGAGGUGAUGGAGCAGGUCCCGGGGGUCGAGGCGGUCAUCAUCCCGGCCGGGGGCAGGGGCAGCCUCCUGGCGGGGGCAGCAGCGGCCAUAAAGCAUCUCGACCCGGCCGUCACCAUCGUCGGUGUUGAGCUGGCCAGCUGUCCCAGCUGGCAGCGCGCACUCACUAUGGGCCAGCCGACACAGAGCGACAGUGGCAAAGAGAACCGACUGUGCGAGGACCUCAGCUCACAGUCCGUGGGACCGAACGCCUUCGCGACGGGGCGUCAUGUGAUCGACAAGGUGGUGUCGAUCACGGAGCAGGACCUGCUGCUCGCCAUGCUCAAGGUGCUGGAGUUCGAGGGCGCCGCCGUGAACGCGGACGGCGCCGCCGCGCUCGCUGCCAUCGUCUCGGGGAAGCUGCCCGAGCUGCGUGGCAAGCGCGUGGUGGUCGUCCUGGUGAGCGGCAGCAUCGACGUCUCCCACUUCAAGCGCUGCGUGGACCGCGCGCUGGUGCUGGACGGGCGACUCUGCAAGUUCUCGGUGCGCGUGAGCGACUCUCCCGCGGAGCAGGGCAGACUGCUGGAGCUGCUGGGCAGGGAGGAGGCGAGGUUGAUGGACAUCAGUCUAGACCGCACCUUCCUCACCACCGACUCGUUCAGCGUGCAGGUGACCUGCGUGGUGGAGACGCGGGACCACGUGCACGCGGCGCAGCUCAAGGGGGUCCUGGCGGAGAAGUAUGCGGCGCUCACCUGGCACGACAAAUAGGCUCGCAACUCCGCAAGGCGGGGAGACUCCAACCCCCGUGACCCGCGCAGAGCCUUGCCGAGGGGCUCUGGGUCCACCUGCAUUGGAGUGGCCAGCGCUGUGUGUCCUGUAACGCACUGCACCAGCAGCAGUACCGGCAGCACCGCCACCAACAGACACAGACCCCCCCCCCCCCCCCCCACGGUGGCUCUGUAGACUCAUGGGGAAAGCGAUGUUUGCGAGCGCCUGCUAAGGCUGGGUGAUGUGGCCGAAAUCACGUCCGCGCCCCCCCUGCCCGCCUCUCCCCCCUUGACCUCCCCGUGCUGCUGUUUAGGCACCGCAGUAGGGACUGGUGUCUCCGAGUCCAACACGACAACUGUCACCAUUAUCACCAUGACCAUUACCAAAGACAAAGAUCCCCUGUGUAGCCUUAACAGACUGUAGGGGCAAGUG